AUGAUCCGGAAACAAGCGCGUGAAAGGCGCGACUACCUCUACCGCCGCGCAUUAACUCUGCGCGAUGCAGAACUUGCAUCCAAGAGAGCCGCACUCAAAGAAUCUCUCGCAAGCGGAAAGCCGCUGUCAAAAGACGUUGCCAACGACACAGCCCUAAGAGAAGACUACAAGUACGACGAGAGCAGAGCAGAUAGGACAGUCGAGGAAGAGCUAGGCUUGGAUGAUGAAUAUGCGCAGCUAUCUGGAGUCGUCGACCCAAGAAUCCUCGUCACAACCAGUCGUGACCCAUCCAGCAGACUCGGCACUUUCGCAAAAGAAAUCCGAUUACUCCUCCCCACAUCCAUCCGCCUGAACCGCGGUAACAUGAUUCUGCCCAACCUAGUCGAAAGCGCAAAGUCUGGAGGCCUAAGCGAUAUAGUACUCCUACACGAACACAGAGGUACUCCGACUGCCUUGACAGUCUCGCAUUUCCCCCACGGACCCACUGCCAGUUUCUCGCUUCAUAACGUAGUCCUCCGAGCAGACAUUCCCAACUCCUCGCGCGGCACAGUCUCAGAAAGCUACCCACACCUCAUCUUCGAAGGCUUUACCACAAAACUUGGUCAACGCUGCGUUCAGAUUCUAAAACACCUUUUCCCGCCUCGAGAAGCAAAUGCUAAAGUGGGAAAUCGUGUGGUUACUUUCAAGAAUAUCGAGGAUACAAUUGAAGUCCGUCACCAUGUUUUCGUGAAGACGGGAUACCAAUCUGUAGAGCUGGCGGAGGUCGGGCCGAGGAUGAGCAUGCGCUUGUUCGAGAUUCGCGCGGGUACGCUGGAUAAUAAGGAGGGAGAUGUCGAGUGGCAUCUUAACCAGUACACGAGGACGGGCAGGAAGAAGGAUUACUUGUAA
Messenger RNA from Bipolaris zeicola 26-R-13, 888 nucleotides. RefSeq lists its product as uncharacterized. The coding region runs from base 1 to 888 and encodes 295 amino acids. Gene Ontology annotation, molecular function: rRNA primary transcript binding; snoRNA binding. The record is from RefSeq and is a predicted model, not a curated record. Lineage: Eukaryota; Fungi; Ascomycota; Dothideomycetes; Pleosporales; Pleosporaceae. The transcript has 4 exons. Gene Ontology annotation, cellular component: small-subunit processome; nucleolus; Mpp10 complex. Gene Ontology annotation, biological process: rRNA processing.